Messenger RNA from Aspergillus vadensis CBS 113365, 1457 nucleotides. RefSeq lists its product as uncharacterized. NCBI's taxonomy places the organism in Eukaryota, Fungi, Ascomycota, Eurotiomycetes, Eurotiales, Aspergillaceae. The transcript has a single exon. The coding region runs from base 1 to 1428 and encodes 475 amino acids. The record is from RefSeq and is a predicted model, not a curated record.
AUGGAGAUAGGCCUUUUCGGACCCAAUCUCUACUGUGUCGAAAGUGGAGACGAAACACGGAAGCAGGUGGUAUCCAGUAUCUUGGAGAUUCCUGGACUCCGAGAAUCCUGGGUCCCAAGUGUUGGGCCCCAACUAAUUCAUCCAGAAAACCCGAUAGGAUGCUACGACACGCACAUGAGAUCAGUUAUAAAGGAAGAAGGUUUGGCAUGGACGCGCAUCCUGAAGGACUUUUCCAACAUUGUCCGUCCUGUCAAGGCGCCUCCACGCGCCGGUCUGAUUCCACGCGGAAGAGUCCACCUGCGAUCCAUGGCUGAGGCGUACGAUGUCCCAGACACUCCGGUUUGGCAUGCGAUUGCUGAGGUGAUAUAUGGAUACUCCUGGUGCCUAGUUGAUAAUAAUAUCUUUUGCAAUGACUGCUUGCGUGGAACUGGCACCUGCGCCAUCUUAGCCUCGUUUCCCGAUUAUUAUCACUUCUGCCAGGACAUGUACCCAGUGCUUGAAAUGUCUGCCCAGCGCUUGGUAGAAUAUAUCGCUCAUGUUGAUCGUUGCCAUCCCCAUGGUGGAGAACAUCAGAAGGUGAUGGAUGCCUGGGUGGCAACCGCACAGUCUACCUAUCUUGACAUUCUUCACCCGAAGGCAGAGAAAAUGAAAGGGCCAGAAGACGAACUGCAAAGCAUCCGCUAUCGCCUAAUUAACUCUGCUGCUCGGGCUCUGACUCUGGAAGCAAGACUAGAGCAAGGCUCUCUGAUUGGAGAUGACAAUACUAUCGAUGCUGUUGCAAUUGCAAAGUUAUGCAUGCACGAUGGAUGCGAUUACCGGCAUGACAACGCGGCCAAUGAGUUCUAUAAUAUCAUUACAAUCGUCGGUUCUCACCGUGGUGUGCCGGCGAACAACAUGUUCCGCCGAUUUUGCAUUGAUGUGUGGGCUUGGGCUGUUGAUAAUGAAGCAGACUGGGCAAUUUACAUUGCUGGCCGUGUCCUGGCUUGGCAGGUCUACAUGGAGCGGUAUAGGACCCCAAUACUCUUUGACAACUUGGUACACCACGAUGCGAACAAUCAGCCCACGGACGAUUUUUACGGUGACCCUUUUCUCAACAGUAUGAACCCGCUACCGCCUAGCUCUCAUCCGCACGACUUUGACCUCCGCAACCGGUGUCGCAACAAAGAUCGGUAUGACGAACUUUUGCGCAACUGUUUGGCUCAUUUUGAGGCCUGUCCUGGUUGUCAUGAGUAUGAUAAGAAGACCUCCUGGGCAGAUCGCGUGCCGCUCCUUGGUAAAGCAUACGAGACGAAGUACACCGACUGCAGCUGCCUGAACUUCAUAAGCACGUACAUGAUACUUGCUUGCAUGGACCCGGUUUGGUGGGCUAUGGAUUAUGCUGCUGAAUAUACCGGCCCAAUGGAAAAGUGGUCGCCGCUUCUUUGCUGAAAGGUGACUCGAUGCGAGGAUUGGUGGCU